GAAAUCCUCCACUAAUCCCCACCCCACCCCCACUUCCUCACACAGUCAAUCUGACAGGUGACCUGUACUGUAAUUAGAUCCUCAGCCUGUUUACCGUUGCCUCCUAUGGACUUUCAAAGCUCUUUUCCUUAUUCUCCAAUUUGGCUUUUUUUGGGGGGGAAGAAUAAUUCUUCGGGCUCUCAAUGAAUCCAGAUGACUUUUUUCCUGAUCUCUCCUCGAUGUGAGAACUGUGGGUGCAUUCGGUGAAACCAUGCGUCGACUGCUCUGCGUGCAUGUAUUCCUAUGCUGCCUGAGUAUGGCUCAUCCCUUCUGUCCAUCCCAAUGCACCUGUGUCUUCCAUGGACGUACCGACGGAGCAGGAAGCAGAUCUGUAGUCUGCAAUGAUCCAGACAUGUCUGACAUCCCUGUCAACGUCCCUGUGGAUACGGUCAAACUUCGAAUUGAGAAAACUAUGGUACGGCGAAUCCCAACAGAAGCUUUUUACUACCUGUCGGACCUACGGUACCUGUGGAUUACUUACAAUUCCAUAAGCUCGGUGGAUACUGCAGGUUUCUACAACCUUAAAGUGCUCCAUGAGCUGAGGCUGGAUGGAAAUUUGAUCUCCGUAUUUCCUUGGGAGUCUCUAAAAGAAAUGCCCAGGCUGAAGACGCUGGAUUUACACAACAACAGAAUCACUACUGUUGGCAAUGAGGCAAUACCCUACCUCCGCAGCAUUACCUACUUGGAUCUAUCCAGCAACAAACUAGCCACCCUACCCUCUGACCUCAUGGAUAUCUGGCCGCCCUUCAAUGGAGCACCCAUCUCUACUGAUGUCUCCCAGAAAGUUGUAUUAGGCCUCCAAGAUAACCCCUGGUUCUGUGACUGUAAAAUCUCCAAGCUGAUUGAGCUUUCCAAAAUGACUGGCACACCAGUGGUUUUGAUGGAUCUAUACUUGGCCUGCAGUGGACCAGAGAAUUUGGCUGGUGUCGUUUUCCAGCGUGCUGAACUUGACAAUUGUGUAAAACCAUCAGUCAUGACUUCGGCAACCAAGAUCACAUCUCCUCUGGGCAGUAAUGUUCUCCUGCGAUGUGACGCCGCAGGGUUUCCAACACCAACUCUUUACUGGGCCAAGUCAGAUGGCUCACUAGUCAACAACACAGUCCAAGAGACACCUGGAGAGGGCAUCAGAUGGUCCAUCAUGAGCUUGCAUGGAAUAUUGUUCAAAGAUGCCGGGAACUACAGCUGCAAAGCCAAGAAUGUUGCCGGCAACGCAGAAGCCACCAUUUCUAUCUCAGUUGCUGGUGACUUCACUACCACCACCCUUCCACUGAAACCUAGCAUCGAAACUGAACCAACUAGCCAAGCCACAACAUUUACUCCCCCAACGGACACUCCCAGCUCGACCACCAUCACGACCACAGUUCUCCCGACAACAUCGACAACAACGACAACAACGACAACAACGACAAAAACGACAACAUCUGCCCCUAAGAAGCCGAAAACUACCACCAGCAACAGUUUACAGAAAGGCUCAUUCAAACAACCAAAAACCCAGCAAGACAGUAAUGGGAGAAAGCUUGCAGCAGACGAAAAGAGCAAGAAAAGUGAUGCAUCCAAGUCUGUCAAUGACAUUAAGAUUGUAGAGGAAACAUCUGACACUGCAGUGUUGCUCUGGACAGCAGAAGGGUUACCAAAUGAUGCCCCACUCACAGUGGUAUAUUCACCAUAUGAUGAUGAUGACAUCAAAAGGACAGUGGAGACCAAUGCUGGCAGUGGAAAAGUGCUCCUAGAGGGACUGUCCUCUGGGACGAGGUACUCAGUUUGCCUCGUAGCAAAAGGCAGUGCUGCUGGAAAAGAUCCUUGCAUUGACUUCUACACAUUGGACAAUCUAGAGGAUGGUGGGCAGAGCAAGCUUUUCAUUAUCAUAAGCGGCAUGGCCUGUGCUUUGGUUUUGUCGCUUAUUGCACUGUUGCUGUACAAGAUUCUCGCUCUGUACUGCAAGGGACGCGGCACAGGUUUAGACGCCGAAGAGCUUGAAAAAGACAGCUAUGUCAAGUUUGAGACAAUUUCAAUGAAACAUAGGACAUUGAACUCUCAUCCAACUGAGCUCUGGGCAAGGAGAGCGACUCACGAGUCAGAGCGAAUGCUCCUGUGCUCCAGGUCGAGCAUCGACUCCCAGAUGACCUAUAAGAGUGACGGUUCCCGGUCGGAGUAUCUCUGCUGACGCCAGGAAUCCAUGGCCAGAGUCCAAACGCCAUGCUAGUAACAUAUUAUAUGAAAUGCUCUUCAUAUGCCUUUUAUGACACUGAUAACCUAUUAACUAUGAAAUCAUUUAUAAAUCUUUAUGAAUAUAUUUGUUUGUUUCACCAGUGGGGCUGUAAAGAAAUUAUUUGCUGUAUUGAACACAUUUAUUCCGCAUUUUCCAUUAACUAUUAAUCUAUAAAGAUUUAUAUAAUGAUUUAGGAAAGUGUAGUUAACAUAAAAACAUUCCCUGGAGGUCUGUUGAGUGCUCAAACGAAGCUAUGGUAAAAGCCCAAUCAGAUCAGUCAAUGACUGAUAUUCUUAUUCAUAUCCUUAUUUAUUAUGGAGCCUUAUAUUUGAUAAAGACGUUUGAAUGGUUGUCACUACAGCACGGCACCUUUGUUGGACUUAUAUAAUGUAUAAAUAGUACCAUACAAAGAGUCUGUCCGUUAGCUGUGUGAGGCGUUUUAUGCUAUGCCAAAGUUUAAGUGUCAGAUAUGAAUAUCAUGUGGAGGUGUCAAAGAAGACCCAUUAUCCACUUCCCAUCACAUUUACACCAUUAUUGUUACUUUAAGCAUCAAGCUGAUUGUUGCCUUAACGGACAAGAAAGUAUGUUCAGUGUGUUUGAUAGAAUGUGUGUCUCGUCUGAUUAACGUUGCCAGUUUCUACGACUUUAUGUCUAAAUUUGUCUAUAAAUGGAGUUGUACAUUUGUAUUUAAUAAAUGUAACAAUUGUUGA
Sebastes umbrosus (honeycomb rockfish) is the source of this 2958-nucleotide messenger RNA. It is a transcript of the gene lrit3a, whose product is annotated as info leucine-rich repeat, immunoglobulin-like and transmembrane domains 3a. Gene Ontology annotation, molecular function: protein binding. NCBI's taxonomy places the organism in Eukaryota, Metazoa, Chordata, Actinopteri, Perciformes, Sebastidae. The record is from RefSeq and is a predicted model, not a curated record. Bases 251 to 2203 code for a protein of 650 amino acids. The transcript is spliced from 4 exons.